UGUAAUUCUGAAAUAAUCACAAAUAGUCAAAAUUAAAAUAUAACUAGUGUUUAUUUUUUAAUUUGUAUAUAAGCAUGGUAAAGAAAAAUGGCCAAAAACAGUUUUCGGAUUCAUUAGAUACAUUCUCUCGAGACUUUUAUCAGAAGCUGGUUCGUUUGUCACCCGAUAGAAAUCUAAUAUGUUCCCCGCUUUCGGUACAAAUCUGCGGUGGAAUGCUGCGCAUGGGCGUAAAGGAUGAUAGCGAAACUAGCCGUCAGUUGGACGCCGGACUCAAAUUCAGCUCGACCGAUGUCAAUGAGAUGGCUGAUGGCUUUCAUAAUGCACUCAAGUAUUAUCAGCGGUACAGUGUGUUGCGAAUGGCCAACAAAGUUUACAUUAUGGACAGUAUUCACGUACGUCACGGAUUUAGCGAUGUACUGACACAAAAGUUCCUUACAUCCCCCGAGCAUAUUGAUUUCAGAAAUGCCAAAAAAUCGGCUGAUACUAUCAAUGGCUGGGUUGAGUCUCAGACAAAUAACCUUUUGAAAGACCUAGUCAGUUCAGAUUCUUUCAGCUCAGAAACUCGUCUCGUGCUGAUCAAUGCGAUUUACUUCAAGGGUGAAUGGGUUAUUAAAUUCGACCGGAGCGAAACGGAGAAUGAAGAUUUUUACGUGGAUGCGAAAAACAAUAUUCAAGUAUCAAUGAUGAAUUCAUUCCACGAUUACUUCUAUGCGGAACUCUCAAAUUUAAAUGCGACAGCCUUGCGUAUGGCCUAUAAGGAUUCUAAAUUGUUCAUGCUGGUCAUACUGCCCAACAAAAAAGAUGGCUUAGCGGACCUUGAGAAGGCUCUAAAAUCAACAACCCUGAAGAGCAUAAUAUCUGAAUUGGAGCAAGUGAAAGUAUCUGUCAAACUGCCCAAAUUUAAAACUGAAUUCGCUAUGGAAUUAACACCUGUCUUCAAGUCCCUGGGCAUGGACAAAAUAUUUACUAGUGCAGAAUUUGACAAAAUGCUGGAGAUGAAGCAGCCGCUGACAGUGUCGCAAAUUAUCCACAAGGCAUUCAUCGAGGUUAACGAAGAGGGUACCGAAGCUGCAGCUGCGACUUCCGUUAACGUGGUUUUUCUUAGCAUGAACCAUGAUCCGAAACUAUUUCAUGCCAAUCAUCCAUUUUACUAUAUUAUUUAUGAUGAAAUCUAUGGAUGUCUUUUCACGGGAAAUCUUAAGCAUAAAGAUUUAAUUUCAACAAAUGCUUCAGAAUUCUGCGAACCCUGUAAGUCAGCUUGUCCAAGAUUAAGGGCAAAAAAAUAAUAUAUAGUGACAUGU
This is a messenger RNA of Drosophila hydei, 1301 nucleotides long. RefSeq names its product antichymotrypsin-2-like. The transcript has a single exon. The record is from RefSeq and is a predicted model, not a curated record. NCBI's taxonomy places the organism in Eukaryota, Metazoa, Arthropoda, Insecta, Diptera, Drosophilidae. Gene Ontology annotation, molecular function: serine-type endopeptidase inhibitor activity. The coding region runs from base 75 to 1286 and encodes 403 amino acids.